AUGGCCUCUAUUCGCGUUCUUUCCUUCGAUGCUGAGGGCCGUCCCGUGCAGUUCACUUCCUGGCUCGACGACCUGCAGUUGUAUCUUAUGAGCAAUAGCACGGACCACAUCUCCCUCUAUGACUACGCGUCUGGUGCUGCCGCUGCUCCUGCUGCCACAGCCGAGCUUAGUGUACGUUCACAGUGGCAGACUCGUGACGCUGCAGCUCGCCUGGCUAUUCGCAGUCACCUGCCGUUAGCUGAGCUAGAGCACUUUGGCGACUGCAAAACCGCUAAGGCCCUGUACGACGCUGUCGUUGCUCGCUACUCCUCACCUGCCACAGCCGAGCUUAGCCGUCUCAUGCUGCCUUACCUGUUCCCUGACCUGUCCACCUUUGCUACAGUCGCCGAUCUUAUCACCCACCUUCGCACUAGUGAUGCUCGCCUGCGUGCCGCCCUUCCCACCGAGUUCUGCGCUAAGAACCCCCCUCCCCUGUACUGGGCACUCCACUUCAUAGUCACCCGUCUCCCUGACACCCUCAGCUCAGUGCGCGACUAUUUCCUUGCUCGCUGUCCCACUGAGCUCACAGUCGCCCUCCUAGAGGAGAAGCUGCUAGCAGCCGAGAAGAGCAUUGUAGCUGGCAAGGGGGGCAAGGGUGGCGGGGGUGGCGCUGGGGGGGGAGGGGGUGGGGGAGGUGGGGGGGGAGGCGGUGCUGGAGGGAGCGGUGGCGGGAGUGCCGGUGGGAGUGGGGCCGGCGGCGGAGGCGGGGGCGGCGGCGGGAGCAGUGGCGGUGGUGGCAGCGGCGGCAGUGGCGGCGGUGGCGGUAGUGGCGGUGGCGGUGGCGGUGGUGGCGGUCGGAGCGGAGGUAGUGGCGGCGGUGGAGGUCGGAGUGGAGGCACCGGCUCGGGCCAGAGCUCCCAGCAGCAGCAGCGUCCCCAGUCGACCCAGCAGCUUCGUGAGUGGCUUGCUCAGCGUGGGACGUCGGGGGGCAGUGGCCGCUGUUCCUAUGUCAUUCGCACAGGUGAUCGCAAGGGGCAGACGUGUGGAAAGUUCCACACUCAGUACCGCUGCUUCUUCCGCCUUGACGACGCUUGGCGUGAGGAGAUGGGCGAGGAUGUUGAGCGCCCUCGCUGGGCUGAGCUGAUGAGGGCUGGUGUUGAUAUCUUUGCUCUUGACUAUGAUGCUAUUAUUGCUGCCAUGUAUGCAUUGACUGUUAGUGCCGAGGGAGACUGUUACUUGUGUGUGCCGCCUGACCCAGGUAUAGGGCCCGCUGCCCUAGGUACUAGUGAGUCUGCUCUCUCUGGUAUGGUGCCCCCUGUACCUGCUCCCUCCAGCACUGUCCCUGCUGCUUGCGAGUCUGCUCUCUCAGGUACAGCACCCACAGAGACUGCUCUCUCAGUCCUUGCCCAGUCCACCACUGUGCUCCCUUGUCCGGCGGUUCCGUCUGGCUCGUUGACGGGUUUCCACCUCCCCUCGUUCUCGACGAACCUGGUGAGCAACGCUGUCAUCCAGGAUCAGUGGGUUGACACCUUUACCCCUGGAGGACAGCGUGUGGCGAUCUGCACGUGCUCCAGGACCGGCCGUCACCUGGCUACGUUUACUCGUCGGCCGGGGUCGAGUCUCUACACACUGACCACUGCGUCUCCUCAGGUCGCUGCUGUCGGUCAGGUGUCCGCGUCAGGUCUGGUGGCCCACGCCUCCCGCGUUCGUGGCCAGGGCGGUGAGCGGUACUUUUUGCUGGUUGUCGACGACUACUCGCGUUACACCACGGUCUUCCCCUUGCGCACCAAGGGUGAGGUCCCUGCUGUUCUGAUCCCUUGGAUCCGCACAGUUCGUCUCCAGCUCCGCCGCCGUUUCCGGACGGAUCUUCCUGUCCUGCGUCUGCACUCUGACAGAGGUGGUGAGUUUUCCUCCGACCUCUUGAGGACCUUCUGUCAGGCGGAGGGCAUCGAGCAGACCUUCACGCUUCCGGACUCCCCACAGCAGAAUGGGGUUGCUGAGCGCCGCAUUGGCCUGGUCAUGGAGGUCGCUCGUACCUCCUUGGUCCACGCGGCGGCUCCCCAUUUUCUGUGGCCGUUUGCUGUCCGGUACGCCGCGCAUCAGCUCAACCUCUGGCCCCGUGUCUCCUUGACUGGAAUGAUUGAACUAUGA
Closterium sp. Yama58-4 is the source of this 2130-nucleotide messenger RNA. The record is from the annotation of a GenBank genome assembly. Lineage: Eukaryota; Viridiplantae; Streptophyta; Zygnematophyceae; Desmidiales; Closteriaceae.